This is a messenger RNA of Dermacentor albipictus, 1147 nucleotides long. RefSeq lists its product as uncharacterized. Lineage: Eukaryota; Metazoa; Arthropoda; Arachnida; Ixodida; Ixodidae. The record is from RefSeq and is a predicted model, not a curated record.
GCUCAGGUUUGGGCGCCUACUUUCUCGUCUCCAGCAGCCAGGUCAAGGGUUGGAAAUUCUUGACGACAGACGUGAGCUCUCGAAGGCGAAGGACAGCAUUUCCACGAAGAUAACAAGACAAAAUUAUAAGAAACCAUGAGCACGAAACCGUCGCCGCACACGCCCUUGAGAGCAGAUCUCCUCCUCGUUCGUCAAGAGAUCAUGAGUGGCAAUGGCAUAAACAUAAUUUACCCACUUGGACGCGAGCACGGCAUUUCGUAUCCAGGCCGUUUUCCAUCUUACGACGGAAUUGCAUUGAGUGUGUUUGGCUACAUAGUUUAUCCAGGAACAGUAUGCGAAUUCGGACUUAAAGGUAAAAGCGGCGGAUUUCUUCUUCUAAAGACUAAUUCUGAUGAAAAAGCAGUGGCCGUUGCAAGGGAGGACGGUUCAGAAAGCCUCUACUAUGGAGACGGAUCAGGCGGAUAUGGAUAUGGCCGUCAGUUUGUCUUCAGACUUCGAGCAGCUUACGACCGCGGCUUAGACAGACGUAGCGUUAAGGCCAUCUUAACCGGCAACGUCUACGAUGUUACCUAUAAUCAGCCAAUGAACAUUAGCGAACUCAGUAUACACGAGUACUUCGCCUCAAAUGGAUCUCACGUGUUCCUGUCUCUUCACGUAGGCGAUUUUCCUCCAGCAGAAUUUCCAACCCAAACAGGACUCGAUCCCAUUAUUGCCGGUGUGGUUACAAUGGAGGUAGGCUCCUACGCCGUAUACGAAGGAAUCUACUCGGGGUCAGAUGCAAUUGGCAUCAAGGCUCCAGGGGCAGUGCGCGACCUUGGCAAGCCACAGACGUCAGGCGUAACCGUAAGGAUCGGCGUCCGGAAAAACCUCACGAUGUACGUAUUUCUUCCGGAUUACGGAACAGCUCCGGUAGCAGCGCCAUUUUCGGAACUUGUGACGAGUGGCCAUUACUACAUUCCACGAUUCUCUCCAAAUUUCAACGUCAGACGCGUCCAAAUUGAAACAUAUUACUGACAAGCCCUUCGUGAGGCAUAACUCCGGGCCACUUAAUCGCCAAGCAAGAAGUUCCCUUAUAAACAGAUCCUUAAACACGUAAUUGCGCUUGCUGCAUAAUAAAAAUCAUAUUUCUUUUCAAUAAUACAGAUAA